Momordica charantia (bitter melon) is the source of this 1354-nucleotide messenger RNA. RefSeq lists its product as uncharacterized. NCBI's taxonomy places the organism in Eukaryota, Viridiplantae, Streptophyta, Magnoliopsida, Cucurbitales, Cucurbitaceae. The record is from RefSeq and is a predicted model, not a curated record.
CCAAUCGAUCCACAACUACAACCACAACUACAACUACACGGAUCGGUCCAAAACGACGAGUUUGGAGGACAGCCAGAGAGGGACAUUGCAGGCAAGCCAAACGAGUAAACCUCGUAAACAGUUAAUUUGCAAACUGUCUUCUGUCACAAGUCCUAGUAAUUGUAGAAAGGAGUUUACUUUUCCUGCCGCCUCUUUCACUAAAAAACACCCCCUACCGUACCAUAAUAAUUCACAAACUUCGAAACCUCAGUCUUUGUUCGUACGUUCAACUUCAAAUCCCGACACAAAACACAUACAAAACAACACUUUCGUCGCUUGAUUUUGAUUUGGAGAAAACAAUGAAACACGUUCCCAGGAACAAGCUUUUGCUCUGUUUCCGACCCGGCGUUGACACGGAAGCCGUCCUCCACCCCAAAAAUCUUGUCCAUUCCUCUGCUGCUGCAACUUUGGCGGCCUAUUUGGAUUUGGAAUACCACGAAAUCACCACUUCUGAAACAACCCCAUCGUGCCCAGAUUGUCGCUGCACCCGAAAUUCCGGCCGCCACAGCUCCACCAUUUCCCUCCCGCCAAAGCAAACUCUUUCUCGGACGGUCAGAGCCGUCAUGUUUGGUACCAUUCUGAUCAAAAGAGUCCGUCAGAGAAAAGGCAACCAUCAGCAGAAAUCUAGUCGACCGAAGCGAAGUGUCUCGCUGGAUUCUGGAAUUGUCCCCACAAAAGAAGAUGAAAUGAAUUCUCUUCCAUCGGGGUCAUCUUCAAGUUUUCCAAUUACAAUACCGAAACCCAUAAUUUCUUCGUCUCCCACAUCGGCAGUCCCUAAAACGAGUAAAAAGAGCGUGAGGCGGAUAAACGACGACCAGAGUUGCUACGUGUUCAAAUCCGGCGUUGGGUUGCUUGUGGUAAGCCUGGCUGCAGUGACAGUGAUGGAGGGCAGAGUAUUUGCUAUUUUAAUCACAUCAAUCUGGGUCUACUUAUUUGCUUGGAUGCAUAUGAAGGAUCAGGAUCGCUGCCUGAAGUUGAACAACACGAAGAAAGCAACAAAAUUUCCAGAAACAGAGGUUACGGGCAAAAGGAGGAGUGGCUGUCACAAUCGGAGCGCUCAUGAUGGAAAGAAAGAAAAAGUAGAGAAGGCAUUAAAUCUUUGACGUGCAAAAAUCUCUAUUACUGAAGCACUCCCUUUUCUGUUCCUUUGCUUCUGUUACAUUUCCUUUUACCCAACAAGAAAAAAGGUCGUGUUUUUCUUUUAGUUUCACUAAUGCUUUUGGAAGCCUUGAAGGUGUGUAAUUAUAAGGUAGGUAUUUAUGUAAUCUUGAAGUUAAUCAAUCAGUUGGCUUGUGGUGUGGAAACCCAAUUGUAA